AUGGCAGGCAGGAAGUCGGCGGUCCUGAGGAGGAUCGUCAACAAGGACGGCCACAACAACAUGCGCAUCGACAACGUGGAGGGCAUGGUGAAGCUGUACCUGCACGACAUCUGGACCACGGCGGUGGACAUGAAGUGGCGCUACAAGCUCACCCUGUUCGCCUCCACCUUCAUCAUGACCUGGUUCAUCUUCGGGGUCAUCUUCUACUUCAUCGGCAUGGGGAACGGCGACUUCGAGCCGAGCCUGAGCUCCAACCACACGCCCUGCGUUCUGAACGUGCAGACGCUGACGGGGGCCUUCCUCUUCUCACUUGAAUCUCAGACCGCCAUCGGCUACGGCUACCGCUGCAUCUCCGAGGCGUGCCCGCUGGCCAUCUUCACCCCAGUGGCCCAGCUCAUCAUCACCGGCCUGGCCGAGAUCUUCGUCACCGGCGCCUUCUUGGUCAAGCUGGUGCGGCCCAAGAAACGGGCGGAGACCAUCAAGUUGGCAGGUCUGAAGUUCAGCCAGUCGGCGGUGGUGUGCCGGCGCCGGGGCCAGCUGUGCCUGAUGCUGAGGGUGGCCAACAUGAGGAAGAGCCUGCUCAUCCAGAGCCAGCUGAUGGGGAAGCUGUUCCAGUCCAACGUGACGGAGGAGGGCGAGAAGACGCAGAUCCACCAGAGCUCGGUGGACUUCCACAUGGACUCCAGUGGCGAGUGCCCGUUCCUCAUCCUGCCCCUCACCUUCUACCACGUCCUGGACGAGCGCAGCCCCCUGUCCGGCCUGACGGCGGAGAACCUGCUCACCCGCGCCUUCGAGCUGCUCGUCACCCUCAAUGCCACCAUGGAGUCCACGGUGGCCACGUGUCAGAGCCGCACCUCCUACGUCCCGCGGGAGCUCCUGUGGGGCUACGAGUUCAAGCCGGCGCUGUUCAGCACGCCCAGCGGCCGCUACGUGGCCGACUUCAAGUUCUUCGACAAAGUGCAGGCGAGCAACGACCCGGUGUUUGUCAGCAACAACAUGGAGAAGCUGAAACUGGAGGAGGACUACAAGAAGAAGUAA
This is a messenger RNA of Salarias fasciatus (jewelled blenny), 1038 nucleotides long. RefSeq names its product ATP-sensitive inward rectifier potassium channel 15-like. The record is from RefSeq and is a predicted model, not a curated record. Gene Ontology annotation, biological process: potassium ion import across plasma membrane; regulation of monoatomic ion transmembrane transport. Gene Ontology annotation, cellular component: plasma membrane. The transcript has 2 exons. Lineage: Eukaryota; Metazoa; Chordata; Actinopteri; Blenniiformes; Blenniidae. Bases 1 to 1038 code for a protein of 345 amino acids. Gene Ontology annotation, molecular function: inward rectifier potassium channel activity.